AUGCCGCGAUUGAGACGGUUCAUCGAGGCCAUGACUCAGUUUGGCCAGGUGAUUGAAGUUUUUGUCAACGCCAAUGACUUCGUUUGCUUCAUCUGGGUCGCAAAGACCCAUCUUGACACAUUUGAUAAGCUUCUCGACGCAUACGCACAGAUUGGCGAUGCUAUACCCGGUCUUUCGGUGUAUAAAGGCGUAUUUGAUCAGCAUGAAACUCUUAAAGUGGUUAUGCAAGAUUACUUCUCUGACAUCCUACGAUUCCAUGAGGAGGCGAUCAAAAUCUUCGCACGUUCAAGGAAGUCAACAUUAGUCUCCCUCAUAGUCCGAAGACUCUUAGAGACCUAUGUCGAACAGAAGACGCCGCAUUCUGUAGCGUAUUUCUACUUCAAGCACAUGAAGUCAGAGAAGAACAACCAUCAGAGCUUUCUUCGAGCUAUUCUCAGCCAGCUUAUUAGCCAAGACGCCAUGGUGUUACAAGAGGUUUCGGCAGAACUACAAUACGAGUCUGACGAGAACUUUCAGUCGCAGUCAAACCUUGAAGCCCUCACCAAAACGGCUCUUGAAGGAUAUGGUGUUUCAUUUCUUGUCCUCGAUGGGCUGGAUGAAUGGUAA
This is a messenger RNA of Colletotrichum siamense, 606 nucleotides long. RefSeq lists its product as uncharacterized. The record is from RefSeq and is a predicted model, not a curated record. The transcript has 4 exons. NCBI's taxonomy places the organism in Eukaryota, Fungi, Ascomycota, Sordariomycetes, Glomerellales, Glomerellaceae. Bases 1 to 606 code for a protein of 201 amino acids.